Molecule: messenger RNA, 2390 nt
Organism: Caenorhabditis auriculariae
Lineage: Eukaryota; Metazoa; Nematoda; Chromadorea; Rhabditida; Rhabditidae
Source: the annotation of a GenBank genome assembly
AUGUAUGAAACUAUGCCUAUAGAUCAAGCGUCAGCCAAGAUUUCGACCAUAAAGGUACGUUUCAAACCAGAAUCAGGGCGGCUAAAAACGUUGCCUUGUGAGUAAAUAUCCUUUUUUUCAGAAACUCGGUUGCGUCCCAGAAGACAUUUUCACGUCUCAGGCUUUGAUCAUGGAGGAUACGUAUGGCUCUUAUUCCAUUGGAGUAGUGCUUUAUUUUUGACCGCUAUUUGGAGUGGGUUUUUCUGCUUUCGUAUUGGGUACUUUUUUUGUUGCUGAAGAAUCAAAGUACCUUUUUCCGCUAAAACUCUUGAACAGCAAAAAGUUAUUUCUUUCUUCUCAUUGUGCUGUCAGGUUUUUCCUUUCAUUUACCAGUUGAAAAAAACUUCAUUGAACUUUUAGAUCAUCUUACCAUUGGUUUUUUUAUAGCGUCUCCUUUUUGCAAUAUGCCGGUUUGCUAUAUUUUUGUCAAAGGAAACAGCUGGAAAAAUAUUUUUUUGUAAGAGAUCAAUGAAUUCCAACUUUGUAAACUCUCUUUUGAAGAUGUCGGCAUCUUUGGCACUUUCACUGUUGGUCUACACGGCUUAUUUUUCUACCAUCGUUCUUUUAUUGUCCAUCAAACACUACCGUUCAUUUCUGCUUUCAAAUUUUUCCCUUCGAAAAUCGGUUUUACUUUUGAUGAAUAAGCUCAAAAGUAACAGAAACCUCCAGCUAAAGUUCUUCAUCCAAUCUUCCUAUUUUUUUGUCUUAAAUUUCAUCUCAAUUUUGUUCCAUAUUCUUUCUAAAUUUCAUUUUGUGGAUUAAGAUUUAUGAAUUGUUUAAUGGAAAAAGUCUAAUGUUGUUUGAUAUGAAGAUUUUUAUUCAACUUCUACGCAAUAUAAUAAAGUGUGAAAUGGCAUUAUAAGUUCCAAGAAGUUGGAAAUUGAUGCAAUUAGUUAGCCCAAAAAAAUGUUUUGAUAAAUUAAUUUAAUAUUUGUUGAACGCUGUUUUAUGCCUAAAGAUCAAAACCCGACAAAAACUGCUUGCGCAUGGUGGCAUUCUAUACAGUACCGCUCAAAAAGUCUAUUAAGUUUUUGGUUUUUGGGGAUAUCUCAGCGAGUACUUAUCCGAUUUAUAUAUAACUUUCAGGGAUAAUGUAAAAUAUACUUUGAAACAUAUACGGUAUACAAAGACAUGUCCGCAAUGACUGUGACGCGUUUUAGGCAUUUUUUUAUUGAAUUCCAUGUUUUUUUAUGCUUUUUAUUUUUUUAUUUAUUUUUUUAUUAAAUUUUUUUAAAAUUAAUAAUGUUGCCAUAUGAUUUUUUUCAUGUUUUCAGACAUGGGAAGAACCUUUUGGAAAUAAGAAUUUGAUUGAUAACGACAAAAGAGCCAUCGUUGUGGGUCGUCAAAAUGGACUGACCAUGAUGACGUCGGUAGGGAUGUUCGGCGUGACAGAGGCGUGCAUUUCUCAGUUCCUAAAGCGUCAGAAAGCUCAAGAUGGCUCUACUAACAGCCAGCGCACUGGAAGACCACGUGUCACUGAUCGUAAUGACGAUAGGAACAUUUUGAAGACGUCUAGAACCAAUCCAAGACUCACCGCCCCUGCGAUCAGACGGGAAGUUUUUCUUGAAUUCGCCAUCUCCGCCAUCCGUCUCGACCGUGAAACGACGUCUGAAUGCUGCUGGAAUCAUGGGAAGACGUCCAGUGAAGAAACCGCUGAUUUCUGAAAAGAAUCGAGCCGCCAGGGUGAAGUGGGCGAAGGAGCAUCUCAACUGGACCCGUCAAGACUGGAACAAGAUUCUGUGGUCCGACGAAAGCAAGUUCCUCCUCUUCGGGAGUGACGGAAUUCAGUGGGUUCGUAGACCAAUUGGGUCCAGAUAUCAUCCGAAAUACCAAUUACCCACCGUGAAACAUGGUGGAGGUUCUUGCAUGGUGUGGGGCGCCUUCUCUGGAAGUGGCAUCGGACCGCUUCAUCGCGUGAACGGCAUCAUGGACAAGCACGUCUACAAAGACAUUCUCCAGAACCAGAUGUUGCCGCACUUGAGGCCAUGGGCCGUGGGAGUGUUUAUCAACAGGAUAACGAUCCCCAAGCACACUUCACUGUCUCGUCAAGGUGAGAAAAAUUGACAAAGUAAUUCGUAUGGUUUUGAAACUCAGGACUGGUUCAAGAGCCGUCGGGUCAAUGUCAUGGGGUGGCCAAGUCAAUCUCCGGACCUGAACCCGAUCGAACAUCUCUAGGAAGAGUUGGAGCGACGUUGUGCCAACAAAGAGCCAAGAAUUGCAACGAGAAGUUUGCUCAACUGCUGUCUGAAUGGAAUCAGAUCCCCAUGUCUACCAUCGACACUUUGCUCAAUUCUAUGCAGAGAAGAUGCCAGGCAGUGAUUGACGCCAGGGGCUUCGCAACCAAGUACUAG